GAUAUGAGAAUGUCAAUGAGGACUGUGGGGAGGAGGAUCCAAAUGUGCAGGAAGUAUAUGAAGUCCAUAUUGUCCAAAGGUAUGUGGAGAAGAUAAGACGAGCAAUGUGUUUUAUAUUGUUGGAUGAUGAGGAAGAUAUUAUUGAAGAAGGGGAAGAGGAAGGGAUAAUAAGAUGGCAAAUGUGA
Messenger RNA from Paraglomus occultum, 185 nucleotides. The record is from the annotation of a GenBank genome assembly. Lineage: Eukaryota; Fungi; Glomeromycota; Glomeromycetes; Paraglomerales; Paraglomeraceae.